AAUAACCGAAUCCGAACUAAAAAUACCCGAACCCGACCCGAAGUACAGAAAUACCCGAACGGGUUCUACACCUCUAUACCGAAAUACCUGAAAAUCCGAAAUACCCGAUCCGAACCCGAACGGGUACCCGAACGCCCACCCCUAAAUUAUAAUGACUAGUUUAUAUAUAUAUUAUAAACGUGUUCUUCUCUUCAGUUUACUAGAAAACCUCUCUGAAUUCUCGCUCGUAAUUUCCCAUUAAACUUCGUUUUUCUACAUACCACAAGUCGUUGUAGAUAUCACAGGAAAACACCCUGAAACCAAAACGAAGAAAAAAGGUUUUUAAUUCUUAAAAUUCAUCAACUUCACCACCAAAGAUUUCUUUAAUGGGACUUGGGAAUGAAAUAAAGAUUCAGCAACUUCCUUGUCAUGAGGUAGUUCCCUUCUCAAGGCUUCGUACAUAAUCACUCACUGCAUAUCCCCGUCUCUCCAUCUACAGUUGAACACACGGGGUUGCGAGAUACUUCCUGGUGCAAAACUCCAAUGUUUUAUGCCUUAUAAUCUCUUGUUACUUGUUAGGUUGGACUUCUAUAGCUUCUAUUUGGGCCUCUGUUAGACAUCACCAGACCAAAGAAACAUGCCCACUAGCCCAAACAGAAUCGUAUCUCACAGAUGUACUUGGCAAGAAUUCUGAUAUCCUCUCUAUGGGAAAUAUAUAUUUCAAAGCAUAUUUAACUGUGAUAAAAAGGGAACUUUAACAUAAUGUAGAAUAUUUAUGGUAGUAUCAUAUCUUGGGCAUUAAUUUUUGGGAGAUUAUGAGCUAUAUAUAAAUAUGUGAAUAUUGACUUUUAAUUUAUAGCGUGGCUGGACAAUAUUGUGCAUUAACGUCUGAGAGAUUAUGAGCUAUAUAUGCAGAUGAUGAAUUAGGAUGAAAGAUCUUUACUAUACCUCUAUAAGAAUUAGCAGCAAGGGGAAUUCAUUUCAUUAUCAACGAUGGAGACGGCAGAGAAGCGAGUAAUGAUUGCAUCAUCAUCUCAAAGAAAGAGAAAGAGAAGAAAAAUCCGAAGAAUAAUAAGAAAAAGAAGAAGAAGAAACGAGAAGCUAGUGACUGCUCCAUCAUCACUACCAAAUGACGUCAUCGAGGAGAUCUUCUUGCGGCUUCCUGUGAAAGCAUUAAUCCGUCUCAAGUCGCUCUCAAAACAAUGGAGAGUGGUGAUCGAGUCUCUCUCUUUCGCAGAGAGACACUUGAAGAUCGCCGAGCAAUACCGCUUGGUUCAUCCCAAAGUCAUGGUCAUCACCGACGAAAAGGAGACUGGAUGGACUCUUCGCCCAGACACAGACAUUGGUUUUAGAACAUUCUGCUUAGAAUCGGGUUCUGUUCUAUCUUUUAGUCUUAUCAAUUUCCCUCAAGGAUUCUUUAACUGUACCUUCGUUUCUGAAAACUGUGAUGGCCUUUUCUGCAUUCAUUCCCCACAAUCUCACUCUGUAUAUGUAGUUAACCCGGCUACACGGUGGCUCCGACAACUUCCUCCGUCUAGGUUUCAGAUUUCGAUGCACAAGUUUUACCCGACUCGAGAAGAUUGGAGAUUCAUGGAUUCACUCUUUCAUCUAGCAUUCGUGAAGGCUGCUGCUGGUUACAAAUUAGUUUGGUUGUAUAAUUGUGAAAACUACAAUGCUGAUGCUUCGUUUCCAAGCGAGGGAGUUACCAAGUGCGAGGUUUUUGACUUUAGGGCAAACACUUGGAGAUACUUGUCUUGCACUCCAAGUUAUCGUAUAUUUUAUAAUCAAAAGCCAGCCUAUGCAAAUGGGUCCGUGUACUGGUUGACGGAACCAUAUAACGCUAGAAUCGAAGUGGUAGCUUUUGAUAUCCAGACAGAAACAUUCAGGUUGCUGCCGAAUAUCAUUGUCGCCAUUGCUGAUUCAGAUCCUAACCAUAUAGACAUGUGCAGUCUGGAUAACCAUUUGUGUAUGUCGAAAAGGGAGCAUGUUACCAUGAUCCAAGAUAUUUGGAGGUUAAAACCAUCAGAAGACACUUGGGAGAAGAUUUUUUCCAUAGAUCUCAUUUCUUGCCAUUCUCCUCGGACUGAGAUCCGCGAUAUGUUUGAAUGGAGCCAGAAGGAUAUGGUUGAGCCAUCCACACCAGUGGCAGUAUGCAAGAACAAGAAGAUCCUGCUCUCACAUCGCUGUUCCCGCGGUCUGGUAAAAUAUGACCCCCUAACAAAGUCUCUAGAUUUUUUUACCGGAAUUAUAGGGCUUGGAGAAAAGUUACUUAUUUUCAAAGUUUGAUCUCUCAUAUAUAAUUAAAAGAUUAUACUAUUUGCAACAACGUUUAAUGUGUAUUGAGAGCACGAAAGAAACAUAGCAUGUCUUUCUGUUGGGGUUUCUCUUAUCUUGUUUUCUAAAGAAUCCAUCUCUUGCAAUUUCUUUUAAAUGGAAAAUGAUGUGUGAGGAAUAAUGAAUGUAAAGUCUGAGCUUUUCCUAUCGUCACAACUUUUAUUUUCUCAUCGAAGAGACAAGAAGAGAGCAAAAAGUUUAUACUGACCCAAGCAAGAAAAGAGAAGAGAAGAUAUAUGACUGACUGAGUCAAUUUUUUUUGUCAUGUAUCUUCUCUUUUUUGUCACAACUUUUCAGCGUCUAAACUGACCCAAGCAAGAAAAGAGAAGAUACAUCAUACAUGACUGGUGUACUCAAAGUUGCAACAAAAUUUCAUUUGCGCGAAGUUGAGAUGUUUUAAGGAUUGAUCGAGAGCGCACAAUUGGGAUACGAAUGGAUAAUGAAGUAAACUGAUAUAUUUCUGAAAUUCUUUUUCUGUAAUGUUCUUAAAAGGUUUCUCUAAUAACACUAAUAAAGUUGUGUAUUUCUUAUGAACAAUUUUUAAAGUAUUCUAAAAUCCGGUUUACAAUUUCUUUUGUUCAAAAUACGAUUUAGCUUUGAAUAACACUAGAUUUGAUAGAGCUUUUAUAAAUGGGUGAUUGAAUAACAAGUGAUUUGAAGUGGUAGUUAAUGAAUUUACAUAAAUUUCAUAUUCAAUAACACAUGACUUGAAAAAGUUUUUUAUAAAUUAUUAGUUGAAUAACAGUGGAUUGACUAAACAAAACUAAAAUCUCUUAAAACUUCUAAUUCAAUACACCCCCUAGAUGUUUUUACAGGAAUUAUAUGGCUUGGAGUAAAGUUACUUAUUUUCAAAGUUGGAUCUCCCAUUAUCGAAUUAAAAGCUUAUACUGUUUACAACAGCACUAGAUGUGUACUGAGAGCAUAACAGAAACAUACCAUCUCUUUUCUGUUGGGGUUUCUUUUACCAGAAACUCUUCUCAUAUUUAUAUGAAUGAAAUUCACAUUUUGGCAAAAACAAAUGUAGCACGUUCCCGGCCACUAUGCUACCCACAAAGAAAAGAGGAAGUUUGAAUUACCGUUACAGCUCUCUCAGCCCUAACUUCCGAACUUUCUAAUCUUUUGGCUCGAAGAGAUUCCACCACCGAUGCGCUAAUUCCAUCUACAUUGUCCUUUGAUGGUGCAGAUGCAGCAAUGUCUGCAUCAUCUUCAACAUUUGCUGUAACUAAUUAGUUUACCCUGUAAACUCAUAAGACACCAACAACAAUGACAUAUAUGCAGAUUAAGACUACUAUCAGAGUCGGGCCUGAAUAUGUGGGGGCCCUAUUUGAGUUUUUCAAACACAUAAGUUUUUUAACAAUGGAUGCUCUUAAAAUGAUGGCCCAUAGAAUGUUUCAAAGAACGAAUUCAAGCACUGUAUCAUAUAUGACAUGUAACCUCCAGACAUGGUGUGAGUCAGACUCAUAAUAAUCGGCUUAAGAGGACCUUUAUCUCGUUUCCCCCACUUGUUCCUUGCUAGUUGAUAAUUUUGAAGACUUUGUAUGUCAGCCCAGUCUUGUUCUAACUCAUUUUCUUCAUCAUUAACUCUUGUAGUUAUUCUUUGGACUUUAUUUUCUGACACUAUCUCUUCAAUAGUAAGAAAGCCUAUCUGUUAAAAUGCAACAUAUUUUAAUUUUCUAUCAACCUCUGGUAUAAUACAAGUGUCAAUGUCCUUAAUUGGCCCUGCGUACAUAGUUGGAUCAGUUUUGCACCAACGAGUAUCUCUCAAAACCGUUUGUAUAGCAAUCAAGCAUUAGAGGGAUUGUGUCAAACAAGAUUCCGGUGAAGAGGGAGUCAACUGAAAAUGAUGAUACAAUAUUAGCAGUAUAGUACUAUAGUUUCUGUGUAUAUAUAGCUUACGUGUACAUAUACAGCUUACAUAUACUGUACAUAGGUGGAUCAGUUUAUACUUGUAUAUAAAGGAUUGUACUGUAUAAUCCUGCUAAUAAUAUUUACAUUUACGUUUAUAGUUACGCUUACGUGCUAUAUACACAAACUAUACUGCUAAUAAUAUAUAAGUUCUCUUCGGGAGUUGCAUAAUGGGAACGUAUUGCAUGCAUGUAUUGUUACGUCGUAAUGUAUAUAUGUUCUCGUUCAGCCCACAUCCGUACCUAUAAACCUUAAAUCCAUCAUAAUAGUUCGAUCCUUGGAUUAUAUAUUAUAUUUCUUUUUGUUUUAUAGAUGUUUACAUUCGUUUAUGUGCUUAGGUUUCACUCAGUGGUCGAGUGAUUGGCAUGAUAAAAAUGGUUUCAAGCAGGAAGUUUCGUUUCCAAAACUAAAGCUACGCAGAUACCACCUUGGUUAAGGAGCCUCAAUCCUCGCACAUACAAUAGUAAAAAGCUUAAUUAAGGAGGAUGUUAAUGAUUUGCAUGUGCUUGCAUACGUUUGUUUUACAAUUUGGCAGAUGAAAAAGUAAAAGUCGAUGUUGAGGCUAAUUACUGUUGAGAUAGGAUUUGCCAAAUGUGGUGUGCCUCGAUGACAUCAGCCGAGAUUUCACAUGCUAAGGACCUGAGACAUAAUUUGCCAAAUCGGGGACAGACCGAGCUUCCUUGCAUCUUCCUCAAGCAAUUUGUUUUGCAUUUAUACCCCUUCUUCAUCAAACUCUCUCUCUUCAUCAGUCAUCACAAUAUCAAUCUCCUCUCUUUUGUUCUUCACAAACAGGAAAGAAAUGUCAUCUAGUGGUGCUUGGAACGAUAGCAUGAUCGUUAGGUACCACAAUGCGGUUGCGAGACUUGGAGGGAAUCAGAAUCUUAUUAAGGAGAUAGCCAUCGAGCUUGGUGUGCCAGAGAGUGAGGUGCAGCGAGAGGCACAGAAGUUGAAGGACAUCGGGAAGAGCAAGAAGGGAAAGGUCAAGAAAGGUGCUUGAAAUCAAUAUUUUAAUGGGUUUAAGAAACAUAAAGUUCUAUUUUAUAUGAUCGGUGGGUUUCUCUAGUUUCUCUAUUUUUCUUCUUAUAUUCCUCUCUUUCUCAUGAUGAUGUUGAAUGAAACAUAUGAAAAUAGUUUGUGGUUUGUAAAUAGACUUAUGAAGUGCUUGUGGUUUAAGGAACAUUAAAUAUAUUUUAUGAUGGUGUGUUAUAGUUUCUUACUUUUUCUUUUAUUUAUGAUGAUAUGAAUUUAGAUUGUAAAUUGAUAAUAUGCUUGAUCGAACCAACCAAACAUAUGCUCAAAGCCAGUGAUAAAGAGUGUUAUAACCGAGAAAGCAAUGUAGAAUGUCGCGCGGGUUUAUGUAGCAAAAGAUUAAACUAUAUAUGUAACCAUGUCCACAAAAUGUAGAAACUGAAAGGGGGUGGAGAACAAGACAAGUCAAAACCAGAGUACAAAACAUCACCGCUGAAAACCUUUACAGACCUAAAAGAAAACUCAUACAUCUUCCUCUAGUUCGGUAGGAUGGAUGUUCAAUGGACUAAUCACCACUCUUACCAUAAACUUUAGAUCAUGAGGAAGCUGUCUUCCUGAGCUUCCAAUCUCGAUGAAGAAGCUGUUUCAUGGACAAUGUAUGAAUGACUCUGUUCUUCCACAAUGUGGAUGUUUCGGUUGCAAAUGCGGGAGAAGCAGCUGAUGAGCUUCUCUGUUGAAUAUGAUCAGAAGCAGAGAACAGUAUAUGAGGAUGUAAAUCAAGAAUUUGAGGAUGGAUCACCAAGACCUGGUGAAGGAUCAAUAAUAAAGAAGCUAUGGACUUUUCUAACUACAUAACACAUCUCACGUGAAUGAUCUAAGAAAUGUGUUGUUACUUUCACAUUUAUAUUGUGAAAGCCUUCUUGUAUCCAAAGAGACCCUUUUGAUGGAGGAUGAAGUUAGAGCAUUAGAAGCAGAGGCAUGUGUUUAAUGAUAUGUACUCGGGAUGGUUUUAGAAAAGCAGAAACGUUAAACAGAAUAGCUUGAGGCUUUGCCUUGUCUUGUCCUUGGUUCAUUACACAUCAAUCGAAACAACCUAACAGCUUAAAUUCUCUAGAAAGUUUUAUCAAUAUAUGGGAAGAAGAUGCAAGGCUUGGAAGAAUCCAAAUCUUUGUCUACCAUUAGAGAUUGUAAUGUCAGAAUCUCAUAAGCUUUUACUUCCCCUUGUAGUGAUGCCAUAUACGUAAGAGAAAGCCCAUGACGACUGAAAAUGAUUCUUAUUGGGCCGAUAUUGAAGUUAAAUAAACAGAAGAUAAAUAAAAACUAAAACACGUUUGGCCUAUGCAUAUUUCGAACCUUCGCAUUAUCAGCACGACACUCUAAUCAACCGAGCUGUGGAAACACCGUGGCCUAGUGGUCAAGGUUUAAAGGCUUCUACACCUAGGUCUGGUCAAGGUUUAAAAGCUUCUACAACGCAAUUUCUACAGGAAGAGGUCUGGGUUUCAAUUCCCGGAGAAGGCGAAUUAUGCAGAAAAUUAGAGAAAAUGCUUACAAGAGAUCUUCAGCAUGGCGCAAAGAGUACCGUCAGGAAUGGAUCUCGUAGAGCUACUCAGGGUGAUGCAGUCAGGUGUGAAUCCUCAUAAGGCAGGUAGAAUUUUCGGCUAUAAUAUCGUCUAUGUAAUGUUUCUCAUAAUUUGUAAUAGCAUAAUUAACCAGACAAAAAAAAAAAAAUCAACCGAGCUAAUGGGCCACUUUAUUCGUUUGCUAUCAUUUACAUUUGUAGAAAAUAAAUCUUGAUAGAAAGAUUCAGAAAGCGUUUAUUUCGAGAAUUGUAAUCUCGUUUGAUAGCAUUGCACGAGAUAAAUUUUACAUGUGAAGAUUUUCAACGCAGUGAAAAAUUAAAGAAGAAACUAAAGAAGAGAAAAAGUUUGAUAUACAUCGUCGAGAGCGUGAACGUCACGCGCCCCCAAAUUAUUCUCUCUCGAAACCUAGUCUUCUUCAACCUCAAGCUUCGUCUCCGUCACGCCUUUCCGGCGCCGUUCGGCGUUGUGAGAGGGCCCACAACCGAUACUCCCGCUAAGUCCAUCUUCCUCUCUGUUUGUGGUUCCAUUGGUGAAGGGCCUCUACUCUUCGGUGGUGUGCGAACCUGUAGCUCCGGCUACAGUUCAACUCGAGAUAGCGUCGUUUAGUGUCCUGGUUUCUCUAGCGACUAUGCCGGCACUCUGAUGCUUCUCUCCGCCUGUGAAAGUGACUCCUCUCCCAACAUUUAGGUUACCUCUACGGAGUGGUACCAAAAUGUCGCUUCUUGCCAUCUCGAUCCAAAGUAAUAUGGGUAAGCUUCGCUUGUGUUAGAGGUCUCGGGACUUCAGACUUCACUGUGGAGAUGUCUCUACAUAGAGUCACGCCAAGCGGUCUGCUAUUGAGUGAUGCUUUAAUUAGCUCCUCGUCCCCCUCUUUGGUAUUGAUUGGCGUUGCUUGUGAGUCUGGAUCUGAUUGUAGGUUUAAUUGAAUAAGGCUAUGGAGGUUCUGUGAUUUUUGGAGUUCGUGGUAACACUUUGCGGCUGGAGGAAAGAGUAAGACCCGGGAGGUGGUGAUGCUGCACCCUUACCCUUAACCGCCUUAGAGGACGAGUGCGGUUAGGUGAGUUGAGCGCUAUUAAGCACCCGUGGUUACUGUUGUCCUGUCUUUGCUGAAAUUAGGUUCAGAUCUUGCCCAGCCCGGAUUCUGAGGGUGAUCUUUGAGCGGGCCUGUCUCUGCUUCUCUGAGGAAGGUAAUUGUGCUUGCAAUAGGAUGAAACAACUUCUCGCUAGCGUCGUGUCCACCGAGCUUUGGUCUUCCGGUCUCUCCAUUCUUGCCCACCUCGUUUUGACCUUUCAUCCGACUUUUCAAGUUUGUAUCGAUCACUGUUAUCCUGUUUGCUUCCAAGCAGAACGGUUUCAGUGGCGAUUGUCAUUUGAUUACAUGUUUUUUAAACUUUUUGCCGUGUAGUCAAGCAUAGAGGUCGAACAGCUUGUGUAACAAUUUGUAACCUCAAAACGUUCAUUUCAUAAUGAUAUUUACCAUUUAGCAAAAAAGAGAAAAAGUUUUACGAAAAUUGAAAAACCAAAAUGGAGCGUACAAGUGCCAAGUGGUAUAUGCAUAGAGAGUUGGAGAGUUAGGAGAAUGAGAAUUUAUUUUAGGUCGGCGUGAAGUCUCCGGGUACGUACAACGGUACAAGUAUGUGUGACAUUCUUGCGUGUAUUAGGGUUUUCAAAAAAAAUAUAUAUAUAUAUAUAUGUAUAAACAAAAUCUAGGGUACCCUAUAAAAUACAUGUUCAUUUUAUAGCUAUUCAACCAUAGGAUGACAAUUUAUUCUACGAAUUGUUUUAAUAUGACGUAUCUCUCUAAUCAUAUAUAAGAUUUUCAGAAAUAUCCACUAUUAUUUUAAUUUUGCAUGGAGUUAAUCAUAUACAGUACUGAUUCAAUCAUCCUAACCUAACUAAUAAACUUACAUAUUAACAGUAUGUUAAUUGUAUAUGUGCAUGGGAAUUUUCAACUCCGUGCAAAAUUUUGUUUAAGUUCUUAAUGGCUAUAUUUUUUUUGUUAAAAGUAUCAUUUGCUCUAUAAUCGGGUUUUAAUUUGUGUCUUUCAUAGCAAACUUGUAGAUUACUAGAUUUAUUAAAUCCGAAAGUGAUAAGACAUCGUCCUAAUAUUUAUAUAACAUGUUACGUUAGACAUUAACUUUAAUUUUAUUUAUUCUUGAGAACAAUAUAUCGAUAACUUCCAUUUACAAAUGUUAAGGCAAAACUUUAGAAGAAUUUCCCCUAUACAAGCAUUUAUAUGCAUGUAUACACCUUCUCAGUCUACACAUUCAUAUAGCCAUUAUAUAUAAUACAUCUGUAUACGACUGAAUUAUCAUUGAUAAUUGAUGUAAGUGGCAAAAAAAGUCAAAAAUGUUAUAUGCAAAGCUGGCAGAUAGACUUUGAUGGAUUACAAGGAGAAGACUUCUAUGGAGAUUGGUGUUCGUGAAAAUUAUAAAUAAUAGCAAGUGGGUACUUUCUUUUAAUUAAGGACCAGUGACCCAGAUCUUGUUUUGUUUCUAAGUUGUGGUCAUAAACAAAUUAUAAUCACAUACAGAACAUAGCCUUUAGAUUAUAUCUAUGUCGAUUAUCUAUGUCCAAUUAAAAUCCGUAUCAUAAUCAGAUAGAUAUUUCGUACCAAAUAUUAUAAUUAAAUAGUAAGCAGAGUUUCAAUUCUAUGAUUUUUUUGGUACAAUUUCAAUUCUAUGAUUCUCAUGAGUAAUCAUUUAUUUUGAUUGAUCAGAGUCUGGACGAGUGAACUUGAUUUACGUACUUCUUACGUGCAGUAUGUUUUUUGGGUCAAAUCUUUCAUGGAGUAUGUAUAAGUGCAUCUCUAGUGACAUACAAAAAUUUUAUAUAUUUUUUACACUAAAAUAAAAUAAUUCUAUUAUAGAGUUUGAUUUGCUUCAAUGGUUCACUCUACUCUAUUAUAGAGUAAAUCAUUAAUGUUUAUUAGAAUUAUUUUAUUUUAGUGUGAAAUAUAGAGAACUUUUUUGUAUGCCAUUAGAGAUGAUAUAACUAGAUCAAUGUUUAUUAACUUUUUUUUACCAAACUCAUUAAUGUUUAUUAACCUGAUUAUAAUUAAACUGUAAUUUAAUGCAUACAUAUUGGUUCAUAAACUCUUAAACGUCUAUGAAAUUAUUCUUACGUUGUUUUUUAUUGACUACUCUGUUUUUACGUUUGGAUUAUAACUCGACAAUGGUUCGCACAAAAAAAAAAACUAGUCAACUUGGUUAUUAUUUUUCUAACUAUCUUAAAACUUUUCUUCUUCUUUUUCUGUCGUUGAUUUUUUGUCGACAUGUCACAUAGAAAUACAAAUACAAAAGUUUUGACGUCUCCGACCUCUCUUAAGUUUUGACUAUUCGAAGAUUAUAAGGUUAUUAUUAUUUAUCUAAUUUUCUCACGGACACUUCCACUACAUAAACUAAAUUAUUUGCUUAAUUUUUUUUAUAAAUUCUCUUUUUGACGAAUUUUUGUAUAAACUAUUUAAUACUUUCUUUUUUUGUCGGAAACUAUUUAAUACUUUCACUUACUAACUACUCCUAACCCAAAACUUCCGAUGUAAUUUUAGAGCAAUGACGAAUGUACGAUAAAUGGUAACUAGCUAGGAAACAACACAAAUAUAUUAAAACAGAUAUAUAAAAUUUAAAAUGUGGCAAUCUAGUGGUAUUACAAAGAGAUCGAUUUAUUCGUUUCUAAAAUUCAAAACGUUAUAAGUAUUGAGCACUAUUUAAAAAUUAAAAAUUGUAAAAUUGAGUUUGGAUAUUGGGUAUGAACUGACGAUCCAAAAAUUUUCAAAGUCUUACAAACCAAGUAUAUGUACGUAAUUAGUCAGCAAGUAUAUUGAAAACCUUAAUUGUCAAUUUAACAGCGAUUUGUAAUGUUGGACUCCGUCAAAGUCGUCAGCCGAAUGUAUAACUAUUAACUAGGUAUACAUAUCAUAAUAUCAUAUGGUGUCUCAAAAUUGUCGCUCCAUUUAUAUAAAUAUGUAUACAUAAUAUAUGUGUCUGAGUGUCUUAGGGUUUAUGGAAAUAUAGACAAUAUUAUAUUACCUUUUUUGUUAUUAGGAUUUUCAUUAGACAAUAAUAUCGCAUUUGUAGCUAUGCCAGUUAUGCGUCAACAAGUGCAAAGUUGCAAACCAUAUUUUGUUUGACUUUUCAUAAGGUUCAUGCAAUAAUUGGCCUUUCUGUUGCAAACAAUAAAAAUGAAACCCAACUUAGUUUGAUGGAAAAAUAAGUAAAAUCUCUAUAACUUCUAUAUUAGAAGCAAGUAUAAUAAUGAGCUUAUUUAUUAAAUAACCAAAAAGAAUCAAAAUUAAUUUUCUAGAGAAAUGGUAGAGAGAGAUAGGAACAUAAAAGUUGAAAGAUAAGAACAUAAAAGUGGAGAGAGGGAAUGUUUUUAGUUACUUAGUCAAUUUUGAUUUUUUUAAUGUCACUCCGAGAAAUUUUCCUAUAUUAAUCUAUAUAACUUCAUAUGUUGUACAAUAAUAAAUAUACACCUAUAUAUUAUAUGUACAUAUAUACGAUUAUUAAGGUUUUGAAUGGUGACCAUCGUCCCGCCCUGCAGUUAACAGUAACAAAAAUCUCUACAUAUACUAUAUAUAUAUACAUUUUUAUAACUGUUAGAACUGCACCGCAGUUGAACCGCUUGUCCCGCACCGUUCAAACCGCAGUCACCAUUCGGAGCCUAAUUUCUAAAACCGCAACUUUGUUAUUGGUGUUAGUGUUGUGGUGGCCGAGGCCCUCGCAAUCAAAUAUGCUUUUCUCCAUGCAAGGGAUCUCAACAUCAACGACAUUUGGUUUCGCUCAGAUUUUCAAGUGCUCAUCAAAGCAAUCUCAUCGAAACGAUGAUCGAUUGAACUCUACGGGGUGCUCUCGGACAUCGCAUCGAUCUCUUCAUCCUUCUCUUCUUGUCGUUUUAGUUUCCUAAAGAUAGAUUUAAACGGGCCUGCAGAUUCAUAUGCCAAGCUAUGCUUGCUUUCUGUCAUGUAACUCUUAAAACCUUUUAUUAAUUGAAAUCUUAUGUUGUCCAAGAAAAGAAAAAGUUAUUGGUCUAGUGUUAGCGGUUUUGCCAAUAACGCUUAACCGCACACACAAGUUUACCAUUCAUUACCUAUAUAAAGAGUAUGCAACACGAAUAUAUGAUUCAUUUGUUUAAUGUGAUGGCUAAAGAACUGAGGAACAAAGGUUGCAAAUCUGCAGUACAGUAGCUUGCUAUAAGAACAGUCUCAAAAACAUAUAUGUAUAUAUAUAUAUAUACAUACUUUUUACAUACAUAUACAAUUUUAUACUACUAUAAUACUUCAGCAGAUAUAAUAUACUUCAUGUCGCUGAGUCAUUGACGACUUAUUUUAUUCUUGUUAAUUGUUAUAGUCAACAUAAUUUUAUUUUAAUCUUUUCUUUGGUGACUUGGUCACAUUUUCAUGGUUUUCAUACUUUCAUGCAGGUACCAUGAAUCUAUUAUUUUAUUUUAAAAAUUGAGAUUAUUAAUCAACAAAAACUAUUUGCAAAAGUCUAAUCAAAGAAACUGUAGAUCAAGUCAGAAAUAUCAAAUGAAUUAAUAUAUUUUGAAAAGAAAUUCUGGUAGCUAGCCCAUCAAGGCAUUUCUAGUCACUGCUCUCACACUCUGCCAUAGAUGAAGCAACAUCUUACUAACAAAGAUUUGUAGUCUGGUUGUGAUUAAUUUGAAAGUAAAAAGUUUAAUGUGGUGAAGCCACCAAAGUUCGAGUCUUGGCCACUAGAAAAUUAACCUUUCGACAUCGUCAGGAACAAAAAAACGACAUGUGGCAACACAACACAUGACUAGUUUGAACUACUUCUGUAGGACCAUGAUACUCCUGUAUAAUUCAAAAAGAAGCAACAUCUUAUUCUUGUUGGGUUCCGAGUAGCAUGGCCCUGUGAUCCGGCAUACCAAUUAAGCUUUUCAUAUAUAUCAUAUCAAUAUUUUCUAAAAAUUACUACCCCGCUAGAUGGAUUUUUAGUAUUUUUACAUAUACUAGAUUUUUUAACCGCGCUACGCGCGGAUAAGAUAUUAUAUGUAUUUCUCAAUUCUAAAUAAAUAAUGUAUAAUAUUAUUUUACAUUAUUUAAAUAAUAUAAAAUAAAACUACAUAACAUAAAUAUAUUUUUAAAAAAUUUCUUUGUGGAAAUCAUUAUGUUGUUUGAUUGUUGUACUUGAUUCACAUAUUUGCAUAGUUAUUUGUGAUGAAUGAAUAACUAUAUUUUUAUUAUCAGUAAAUAAUAUAUAUUUAUUAUAUAAUAUAAAAAAAUAAAAUUAUUUACUUUUAAAACAAAUUUGUCUCAUGUUGGUGACUCGUUUAUAGACAUAUCAUAUUCGAAUGAAAUAUUUUUACAGUUAUCAAUCUUCUUAACAGUCAAGAAACAAAUUUGAAUAUCAAAACAAUAUCUUAUACGAUCUUUUUGUGGAAUAACUGCUCUGAAAAAAUUGAAUUUAUGCAUCAAAAAAGACUGGAAAUAGAUGUGCAUAUAUGUUAUCUAAGUCAGCUUUACAAAAUACUAUUCAUAGUUCAUAUAUCAUUUAUGUCCAUCCUAUUUUUUUAUUCAUCCUUUCCUAAACAUCUUGAAAUAAACUAAUGCUAAUUAAUAAUAAAUUUUUGGUUGG
This is a messenger RNA of Brassica rapa (field mustard), 13363 nucleotides long. RefSeq names its product putative F-box/kelch-repeat protein At1g13200. Gene Ontology annotation, molecular function: protein binding. The record is from RefSeq and is a predicted model, not a curated record. Lineage: Eukaryota; Viridiplantae; Streptophyta; Magnoliopsida; Brassicales; Brassicaceae.